UAAGUGCGCCUGCGCGGUCUGGUCCGGGUUCAUUUACCAAGGUACUGUAGCAGCAAUGCCGGAAGAUUGGGACAAGGACGUUUACAAACAGCCUGCCAGUCGGACUCCGGUAGUGGACAAGCAGACCGCCCUGCCCAAUCCUGCAUUUAUCGCUAGCAAGCUUUUUUACUAUGCGGUGGAUUUACCGGUUACAACCUUCAGGGAAUGGGUGGAACGGCAACAACAAAAGAAUAAAUUUUACUACUACCAUCAGAAUUUCAGACGAGUGCCAGAUUUGACUGACUGUCAACUGGGUGAUUACCUGUGCUAUUAUGAGGCAGAGAUGCAGUGGAGAAGGGAUUACAAAGUCGAUCAAGAAAUUAUUAAAAUUCUCCAGGAGCGUCUGAGGGCCUGCCAGCAACGGGAAGGUAACAGCUACGUACAGAACUGCGCCAAAGAACUGGAGCAGUUCAAGGAAGCAGCUAAAGGCUACCAGUCAAGAUAUGGUGAUCUUGGGGCUUAUGCUAGUUCCAAAAAAUGUCUAAUGAAGCAGAAACAUCGAAUGAUUGAGGAAAGAAAAAAGGCAAAAGGUGAAGCAUGAGAGCCCUUGCCAAACAUGCCUGUGGUCAUUUUUAAAUGAAAUGUGUGAUAACCAUCACUCGUGUAUAGUCUGAAUGUGUUCAAAUUGUGCAGAAUGCUAAAUUUCACAUGAAUGUGAUUAAGAUACAUGGACCUUCUAAAUAAUAAAUAAUGUCUAAUCUGUAACCUAUGCUUGUCAAUACUCUGGAUGUUUUGGUCCUUGUGACCCUCUGAAAAUGCAGGUAAUAUUUGCACUUUAUAGAUUAGAAAAUUAGCUCUCACUUCAGUAGUGUUCAUUUGGAAAAAUUUUAGCUUCUCCACUCACAAGAGUUUACCAGUGUUUUGGUUAAACAUAUCCAGCACUACCUGACCUUCUCAAUUAUCCUGGUAUUGCAAAGGUAUUUUUGUGAUUCAGUUAAUGCUAUGCCUAACAAUUUCCAAAGUGUAAAUGAAUUUGGAACAUCAUCCUCAAUUUUAUUUGUAUAAAGUUUGCAAGGGUAGGAUAUUUCCACAAAAUCCUAAUUUGUAUUUGAUAUCACUGUAUAUGUAUAUUGCACCUCAAAAUUGGUUUAGAGUAACCUGAUCAGCAAAUUAUUACAUAUUGCACCUCAAAAUUGGUUUAGAGUAACCUGAUCAGCAAAUUAUUACAAUCUGUUAACUAUGGUGGAAAGCUGCUAAAUUGUAAACAGAGGUUGGAUGGCCAUAUGCCAUUUUUCUUUUGAGGUUUUUAUCUUUAUUCUAUAAAAACUAAAUCAGUUGUUGAAACUUAAUUUUCUUCAGCUACUGUCCACCUUGCAUAUUACUUUGUCCAUCUUCCUUCUAGAUACCAAUGAGCGUGAUUUUAAAUUUGGUUUUGGGGAGAAAGGUAUGGUUCUACAACUGGUAUUUUAAAUGUUAAAUGAACAAUUAUUGGGCUGGACUCCAUAAUUAACUGAAGUAAACAAGGUUGGCAUUCAUCAUUAAGGAUCCCCACCACCCAGGACAUGCCAUCCUGAAAACAAGCACUCAUUGUUUUAGAAACUGUUUCUUCCCCUCUACCAUUUGUAAAAAGCCCAUGAAUUGAUGAACAGUACCUCUCCUUUUUGCACUACUUUAAUAUUUUUGUAAUUUAUAGUAUUUCAAUAUAUUGCACUGCUGCUGCAAAGCAAGAGAUUUCACAAUAUAUUACAAUGAUAAUAAAUCUGAUUCUGAGACGGUUUAGCAAAUUGUGAGAACGCAGCAAACAAAUGUGUAGGGAAAAUGAGGUCAUCAACAUUGGUGGAAAAGUUAAAAACUUUUAAAAAGUUAAAACAAGGGAGAUUACAACUUUCAGUAGUAGAAGUGGGGGGAAGGGAUGAAACAACAAAGAUUGGUAUGAAGUUAUUUAAGUAAAUAGGAUGUUAAGGGGGGGUGUUAGUAUAUCUUGCAAAGGGAAGUUUUUAUACAAUUCUAAACAGUGCUGGUGAAACCACAGUUUAAGUAUUUUUUUUAAAACGCAAACAACAGGAAUUCUGCAGAUGCUGGAAAUUCAAGCAACACACAUCGAAGUUGCUGGUGAACUGACGAAGGGUCUCGGCCUGAAACGUCAACUGCACCUCUUCCUACAGAUGCUGCCUGGCCUGCUGUGUUCACCAGCAACUUUGAUGUGUGUUGCUUCAAGUAUGUUUUUGUUGUCUUAAUAGGAAGGAUAAAUUUGCAUUGGAGAAGGUUCACUUGACUAAUUCCUGGGUUGAAAGGGUUAAGAAUUGGAGGUUCAACAUAUUGGAUUCACUAGAGUUCAGAAAAAUUGUGAUUUUAUUGAAACAUACAAGAUCUUGGUUAUUGACAGAGGCUGGCUUUGAAUAUAUUCGAGACCAUAAAACAUAGCAGAAUUGGGCCAUUUGUCCCAUCAAGUCAGGUCCGCCAUUGAUCAUGGCUGAACCCAGAUCCCAGUGCAAGACCAUAAAACAUAGAAACAGAAUUAGGCUAAGUAGACUAACAUUUAUUCUGUGAGGAAGUCAAGGGCCAAGGGGAUAGAGUAGAAAAUUGAUAGUAGUUGGAUGCAUUCUUUUCAUAUACCACCUUCCAAACACUGCACCAAUAUUUCCAGAUGCCAUUUUUAAAAAUUGUUAAAAUCCUACUAUUUCUUCUGGACCUGCAUUCCAGUUGCCAGUGUCCUACACAUUCACAAUAUCCUUUGGCACCUGCCUCACAGCUACCUUCCCACCCUGCUCUGUACAGUUUCUUAUCUCAGUAUACUAAUAGACUUAUCACUAACACAAGAUUCUGCAGAUACUAAAAAUCCAGAACAAUACUCCCACAAAAUACUGGAGCAACUCAGCAGGUCAGGUAGCAUCUAUGGAAGUGUUGACUUACUUAUUUCCAUAGGUGCUACUUGACCUGCUGAGUUCUUCCAGCAUUUGAUUGUUUUAUUGUAUUUUGUAAAUUAAAAUCAUCACAUAUCGGGACUAAUGGACCUCAUUACAUAGUGGCACACAAAGGUUUGGGCACCCCUGGUCAAAAUUCCUGUUACUAUGAAUAGUUGAGUAGAAGAUGAACUGAUUUCCAAAAGUCAUAAAGUUAAAGAUGAAACAUUCUUUUCAACAUUUUAAGCAAGAUUAGUGUAUUACUUUUGUACAAUUUUAGGGUGGGAAAAGAAGGAACAAUUGCAAAAGUUUGGUGUUUCCUCCUAUCGUCCGAAGACAUACCAUUUGCUGGGUUGAUUGGUCAUUGUAAAUUGUCCUGUGAUUAGGUUAUGAUUUGGGGGGGGGGUGAUAGUGGGCAGUUUGGCUUGACAUUGUAUGUCAAUAAAUAUCAAUUGAAUAUAUUGAAUUCUACAUUGCACAAUAAAGAUGAACAUACAUAAGCCAAGGAAGUUAUAUGGAUCCAUAAGAAUGCUGAUGCAGGGCACCUGGUCAUGGAUCUAUUAUAAAAUACAAUCUAUAAAAUAAUAAUGGCUUUUAUUAUUAAAGAUUUGCAAAUUCAGUAACUGCCAUUCAACUAAAAUAAAUGUAAUCACGUGAAAAUUCACAGCACAAAAACCAUGGAGCAAUGUAAAUAGGAAUUUUCUGGAGCAAAGGCAGGAUCUAAGGAACAGCCAAUAGACUAGUCAGGAAAGGGAGAACAGAUUUGUGGACAGGAAAUAGUUUAUAUUUAGCAGGCCCUUAAAGCUAUGCCACCUGAUUAACCCUAACCUAUUUACAGGACAACUUACAAUGACCAGUUAACCUACACAGUAUGUCUAUGGACUGUGGGAGGAAACUGGAGCACCUGGAAGAAACCCAUACAUUCCACAGGGUGGACAUACAAACUCUUUAGAGGAUGCCAGGAUUGAAUGCUGAGCUGUAAUAGUGCCACCCAAAAAGCAGUAAAGAAAAAUAAUACAAGAAUGAAUAGACCCCUAUCCCACUGCACUUUACAGUAUGUUAACUUCUUGUGACUAUGUACCCUCCAUAUACCUAGUAUGUUCAUAAUUAUUCUGCAGGGGGUUGUGGUGACUGACUACAACUGAGCCACAAAGAAGCUAUAACUGGGAAAUGCAGCAAACCUCAAUAAGAGCAAGAGAUCAGAAGCAUCCAAGAAACUUCCUGUUUUACACUUCAAUUAACUAGUUUUGAUUAAUAUCAUCUAAACAUUUUGAAUAUACUCAAAUUAAUACAGUAUUGCAUAUAUAAGUAAAACAUGGUAGAAGGUAGCACAUCCCAGCUAGCAGAACCCCUUCUAAGGACACACACCCAAAAUACACCCUUUUGUUAGUAUUGCAGGAGGCUCCAUGAAUAUACAACUGACUAGCUUAAGUAACUGAGCCUUUGUGUAGUUUCACAUUGAUUCUAUUGUCUGUUCUACUGCGAAUGGCUGCUAGAAAAUGAAACUCAAGGUAGUAUACGAUGACUUAUACAUGGAUAAUAAAUUUAACUAUGCCUUGGGUAACUGAAACAGCUUUAACAGUGGGCUAGUAGUGGAAACAUUCAUUUUAGAAACACAUACAUAAUGCUGAAGGAACUCAGCCCAGAACACCUUUCCCAUAGAUGUUGCCUGGCCUGCUGAGACCCUUCAUUAGGACUGGAGAAAAAAGAUAAGUCAGAGUAAGGUGAGGGGAGGAGAGCAAGUAGUACAUAGUAGUAGGUGAUGGGUGAAACCAUAAGGGGAGGGAUGAAGAGCUGGGAAGUCAAUUGCUGAAGGAGAUAAAAGGCUGGAGAAGGCAUCUGAUAGAACUCAGGACAGGGAAGAAAGAGGAGCAUGGACUGUCAGUCCAUGGCCUCUAUUGCUAUGACGAUGCCACAUUCAGGUUGGAGGAGCAACACA
Messenger RNA from Mobula hypostoma (lesser devil ray), 4821 nucleotides. RefSeq names its product NADH:ubiquinone oxidoreductase subunit B10 (gene ndufb10). The transcript has 4 exons. The record is from RefSeq and is a predicted model, not a curated record. The coding region runs from base 56 to 580 and encodes 174 amino acids. NCBI's taxonomy places the organism in Eukaryota, Metazoa, Chordata, Chondrichthyes, Myliobatiformes, Myliobatidae.